Messenger RNA from Chenopodium quinoa (quinoa), 1062 nucleotides. Its product is annotated as protein FAR-RED IMPAIRED RESPONSE 1-like. Bases 223 to 1026 code for a protein of 267 amino acids. The transcript has 4 exons. Lineage: Eukaryota; Viridiplantae; Streptophyta; Magnoliopsida; Caryophyllales; Amaranthaceae. The record is from RefSeq and is a predicted model, not a curated record. Gene Ontology annotation, molecular function: zinc ion binding.
UGGAGAAGCGAAGAAAAAGGGAGAGAUUAUAAUACAAUCAGAGGUAAUCGUCAUUUGGCCUUUGCAUACAUUGGGAUUCUUGUUCAUGCUAGAUCAUUGUAUACUAUUCAAGCUUAUGUGCUUUUUGAGGAAGAGUUCAUUAAGGGUACUGCUUGUGAUCAUAAGGAUGCUGGUGUGAAUUUUCCUGAAUAUUAUUAUCAUUUGUGGAGAUCUGGGAAAGAUAUGAUCAAGCACGAGGUUGUUUUUAAUAAAGAAACACAUGCAAUAUGUUGUACAUGCAUGUUGUUUAGUGAAAUGGGUUUGCUUUGUUGUCAUGCUCUUCGAAUUUAUCAUAUGAAUUGUGUACAUAAGAUUCCAGAUGACUAUAUAUGUAAGAGGUGGACUAAGGCUGCUAUGUGUAGUCAUGGCCUUGAUGAACCUACAAUGAAAACCAAUGUAGUAUCUACAAGUGUUUGGAGGACACAAACACUAAGGAAAUUUGUUAAGUUGGUAACAAGUUGUCAACACUCUUUGAAUGCUAGAGCAGAGGUUGAAUGUUAUUUCAAUCUUUUAAAAGAAAAGAUUGAGAGUGUUACUGGUACUAUUGAUUUUAAUGAACCGGUUGAAGGUAUUGAAAUUGUUGAUCAUGAAGUUAAGAAUCCGGCAAAAUCAAGACCUAUUGGAGAGAGGAAUUAUAGGCCUAAGAGUAAUUUAGAGAAGGCUUAUAACAAAGCCAGGGGUCAGUGGUUGAAGAAAAAGUCAGUAUACACUCCUUAUAAAAGAUCUAAAGGUCAAGCAGUAGUUCAGGAAUUGGACGAGAAUGGGUGUCCUAUAUCUUAUGCUAAUUCUUUGGCUGAUCCUAAUGAGUUAAUUGUGAUUGAAGAUCCAAGUGCUCAGGUUUGUAAUAAAAAGACUGCCAUUGUAGAAGAUAUCCCUUCAGAUGAUAGUGUUUCAAAUGACUUUGAACAGGAAUAUGGAUAUAGCUCUAUGCAAUCAAACGUUAAUGUUGAUCCAGACAUAUCUUCUAUUGUUAAGGUGAAAUAUUAAUCAUCUACCUUUUAAUUUUGUAUAAGGUCAUUAUGA